AUGUCUUCGCCAAAACCUCACUUCACUCUCUUCUCAGCGAUUGGCCCGCCUCCUAAUCCAUGGAAGGUGGUCAUGAUCCUUGAGGAGCUUGGCCUCGAGUACGAGUCCAUCUACCUCGACACCCUGAAGGGCGAUCAGAAGCUGGAGUCGCACACCAAGUACAACCCGAACGGCCGCGUGCCAUCCCUCGUCGACCACAAGAACAACGACUUCGUCGUCUGGGAGUCCUGCGCCAUCAUCGAGUACCUCGUGGAGAAGUACGACACCGAGCGCAAGAUCUCGUUCGCAGGGUUCGAAGACCGCAUCCUGCUCUCGCAGUGGCUUUUCUUCCAGGCCUCGGGCCAAGGCCCGUACUUUGGCCAGGCCGGAUGGUUCACGUUCUACCACCACGAGAAGAUCCCGAGCGCCAUCGAGCGCUACCGUAAGGAGAUCGUGCGCGUCAUCGGCGUGCUCGACGCGACGCUCGCGACGCGCCAGUGGCUCGUCGGCGACAAGCCGAGCGCCGCGGACUUGUCCUUCAUCGUGUGGAACUAUUCGACGAUGAAGUACACUCUUGCGGGCUGGGACGGGCUCAACGUGGACGACUUCCCGCAUUUCAAGAGAUGGCACAACGAACUUCUCGCGAGGCCGGCAGUGGCGAAGACCAUCGCGAUGUGGGAGGAGAAACGGGGCGGUUGA
Epithele typhae is the source of this 678-nucleotide messenger RNA. Its product is annotated as glutathione S-transferase C-terminal-like protein. The record is from RefSeq and is a predicted model, not a curated record. NCBI's taxonomy places the organism in Eukaryota, Fungi, Basidiomycota, Agaricomycetes, Polyporales, Epitheliaceae. The coding region runs from base 1 to 678 and encodes 225 amino acids. The transcript has 6 exons.